Messenger RNA from Anopheles coluzzii, 1136 nucleotides. Its product is annotated as abasic site processing protein HMCES. Gene Ontology annotation, biological process: DNA damage response. The record is from RefSeq and is a predicted model, not a curated record. Gene Ontology annotation, molecular function: single-stranded DNA binding. Lineage: Eukaryota; Metazoa; Arthropoda; Insecta; Diptera; Culicidae. The coding region runs from base 106 to 1116 and encodes 336 amino acids. The transcript is spliced from 2 exons.
CGCAAUUGAACAGCACCACCAUUCCGACGACGAGCGACGCUACACCCAAAGGCGGAAAAGCGUUUGCACGUUUUGUGAAUUGUUUGAUGAAAUUAUUGAAAAACCAUGUGUGGCCGCACGUGUUUGACACUGGAACCGAAAGAGCUGGAAAGCUGCUGCAAGUACAACAAAAGCGGACAAAACAAACCGAAACAACCGCGCUACCGAAAUGAGUUCAAUUGUGGGAAAAAGUACGUCCCUUCGUUUAAUGUAGCCCCGACAGACGUAACGCCAGUGCUUGUUUCCGCCCUGCACUUUGAUGAGUCGGCCGAUUCCGCCGAUCGGUUGCUGGUGCCGAUGAUGUGGGGUAUGGUUCCACGCUGGCACAAGGGUGACUUCCGGAAGCACGGCCUAACCACUAACAACUGCCGGCUGGAGGGUUUGGCGUUCUCGAAACUGUACGGACCACCGCUCGCCUCGGGCCAACGGUGUGUCAUACUUUGCGAAGGCUUCUACGAAUGGCAAACGGUAAAACCGCUGAAGCCCUCCGAACGGGCCGCCUUCUACGUGCACGCACCGCAGGCAGAGAAGGUCAAGAUGGAGGACAAAUCCACCUGGCAGCUCGAGACGGGAGGGCAGCUGCAGUUGCUCCGCAUUGCCGGGCUGUUCGAUGUGUGGAACGACGAGAACGGGGACAAGCUGUACAGCUACACGGUGAUCACGUUCGAAACGGAGGGUCAGUUCGCGAGCAUACACCAUCGAUCGCCGGCCAUUCUCGAGACCGAUGCACAGGUGGCGGACUGGUUGGAUUUUAAGCGUGUGCCAGCGAACCGAGCGCUCAAUCUUUUGCAACCAUGCCAAGCGCUGAAGUGGUACCGCGUGUCGAACGUGGUGAACAACUCGCGCAACAAAUCGGACCAAUGCAACAAACCGCUUGAGCAGGGCAAAUCGGGUGACGGAAGCGGCAAGUCUGGCGUCGUUCCGAAAAGCAAAAUGAUGCAAUCGUGGCUGAUUGUUAAGAAGCGAAAGCAUGACGAUGGCGAAGAACAGCCCUCAGCUUUGGAGGGUACGGUAAAGCAGGAAUUGAAGACGGAACCGGUGGACAAGAAACCGAAACCGGAUCCCGAUGUGCCAUGAAGCAGAUAAGUUACCUUAAU